This is a messenger RNA of Chilo suppressalis (striped riceborer), 597 nucleotides long. Lineage: Eukaryota; Metazoa; Arthropoda; Insecta; Lepidoptera; Crambidae. The record is from the annotation of a GenBank genome assembly.
AUGUUAGAAAAGUUAAAAAAAAAAAUUGUUGGUGUUGUAUUUCUGCUGGUGGGUAGGGUUCCAGGGCGGCGUAGGGUAUUGGGUUCAAGGCGGCGUAGGGUAUUGGGUUCAGGGCGGCGUAGGGUAUUGGGUUCAGGGCGGCGUAGGGUAUUGGGUUCAGGGCGGCGUAGGGUAUUGGGUUCAAGGCGGCGUAGGGUAUUGGGUUCAAGGCGGCGUAGGGUAUUGGGUUCAAGGCGGCGUAGGGUAUUGGGUUCAAGGUGGCGUAGGGUAUUGGGUUCAGGGCGGCGUAGGGUAUUGGGUUCAAGGCGGCGUAGGGUAUUGGGUUCAGAGCGGCGUAGGGUAUUGGGUUCAGGGCGGCGUAGGGUAGUGGGUUCAAGGCGGCGUAGGGUAUUGGGUUCAGGGCGGCGUAGGGUAUUGGGUUCAGGGCGGCGUAGGGUAGUGGGUUCAAGGCGGCGUAGGGUAUUGGGUUCAGGGCGGCGUAGGGUAUUGGGUUCAGGGCAGCAAAGUGAGGAUGACUGGAGUGGCACAAUUUCUGCCACAUCAUCAAUCUUCGCGACUGGACUCCACUUACACAUAACACCAGGAGGAGUGGGGUAA